Molecule: messenger RNA, 708 nt
Organism: Aspergillus bombycis
Lineage: Eukaryota; Fungi; Ascomycota; Eurotiomycetes; Eurotiales; Aspergillaceae
Exons: 3
Coding region: 1-708 (235 amino acids)
Cellular component (GO): nucleus; cytosol
Source: RefSeq, a predicted model, not a curated record
AUGACUCGCACCCACCUCCGUGUCGCCAUUCUCCAGAACUAUCCACUCUCAGCAGAAGGUGGUGAACUUAUGCUUGAGAGUAUCUCAAAGCUGGUCCGCAACUCGAAACCCAACGUCGCAAUCAAUGUCUACGCACCGAUUCAGGGCGAUCCAUUCCCUGAUCUAGAUACUUCUGAUUUAAUCAUUCUCACUGGCGGCCCGUUUAAUCUAUUAGAAGAUGAAAAACCAUCCUGGGUAACCGGAACCCUGGAUUUCAUCAAAGCCGCCACCACAGAUCGGGCGACGCCGAAGCUUCUCGGUAUCUGCUGGGGUCAGCAAGCAAUUGCGUUAGCCUUGGGGGGUUCGAUGGGAGAAUUGAAGAGCGGGCCUUGUAUUGGCGUGGAGACUAUUCCGUUGACCGCUGGCGGUGCACGAUUCUUCAAUGCUAAAUCACUGGACAUACAUAAACACCAUAAACUUGCUGUCGUCGAUAUAGGGCCUCGUCUUUCUUGCUUGGCGCCCAACAAUGAAAUCCUCUUGUCGAAGGAUAACCAAGUCCUCACUUUCCAGGGCCAUCCCGAGCUGGAUGCUACCCUUUCCCAACUACUUAUGGAUCCAGAUGGCCCGUCCGUUUCUGAACUGAAAACGGACAUUAAGCCUAUUGAUGCCCCCCAUGACGGCGAUGUGAUUUUUGCGACAGUCAUGAAAUGGGCGUCGGGGGAUAUAUAG